CACUGACUGACUGACUGACUGAGAGUGACUCACACACUGACUGACAGUUGGGAGCCGUUGACUCCCUCACAGGUCGGGACACAGACACUGAGUCACAGACUAAGUCACUGACGGACACAGAGGUUGGGCGGGACGUGCUGAGCGGAGGCUCAGAGUGAGCUCGAGCCGCUGAGAGGCAGUCGGACACCCGGACGCUGGGAGCCGCUGACAUGGCAGGAGCCGCGCUGGGCGGCAGCCGGAGCCUGGAGGAGGCGAGGCCGGGGCUCCGGGCGCUGCUGCUGCUGCUGCUGGGCCUGGGCUCCGGCCUGGGCUCGGGUCCGGCCUCCGUGUCGGGCCGCACCACCGAGUGGUACACGGCCUUCGUGAGCACCGCCUACCUGGAGCCCGUCACCAACAUCACCCUGUCAGCCAACGCCGAGAGCGGCAGGUAUGGUGACAGUUCCCCUAAAGAUAGCGUGCAAGGCGUGCUUGGGAUCCCCAGGAACAACCGAGAUCAACUGGGCUGUGAUCCCAACACAGAGUACUUUAUACCCAGAUCUGGGGAGCCGUGGAUAGCUCUGGUAGCCAGAGGGAAUUGUACUUUCAAGGAGAAGAUUUUAAUUGCUGCCCAGAAAAUGGCCUCUGCAGUGGUGAUAUACAAUUUUAUGGGGACUGGGAAUGCUACUGUCACCAUGAACCAUAUUGGGACUGGAAACACCGUGGCCAUUAUGAUUGGUAACGCAAAGGGAAUGGAGAUUCUGGAGGUAAUCCGUCGAGGUAUCCCAGUGAUAAUGUCCAUCACUGUCGGUACACGCCAUGUGCAAGAGUGGAUGAGCUCACAGUCCGUUGUGUUUGUAAUUAUUGCUUUCAUCACAAUGAUGAUCAUCUCUCUGGCUUGGCUCAUCUUCUACUACAUUCAGCGGUUUCUAUACUCAGGCUCACAGUUUUCAAAUCAGAACAAGAAAAACCGAAAUAACAGGAAAGAGGCCAAGAAAGCCAUCAGUAAACUUCAACUUCAUACAGUCAAGUGUGGAGAUAAGGAAAUCGAUUUGGAUAUUGAUGGUUGUGCUGUGUGCAUUGAAGUAUAUAGAUCCAGGGAUGUUGUUCGAAUUCUACCAUGCAAACAUGUUUUCCAUAGGAUAUGCAUUGAUCCGUGGCUUCUUGAACAUCAAACUUGUCCAAUGUGUAAACUUGAUGUUAUUAAAGCACUUGGCUUUCUGGUGGAUGCACAUGAAGAUAUUGAAAUAGUGAUACCAGAAUCAGCACCCGUCAGUAUCCCAGUCAGCAAUUCAAGCCCUUCUUUACAUGAAGACGGAGGAAAUGAAGUCAGUACCUUCCCAGAGUCUUCCACCUUUGAAUCAUUACAACACGACGACAGACUGGAAGAGGAUGAAGCAGCUGCUCUAAUUGAAAACAAUCCAGGGAGUCAACCAAAUGAUGACAGUUCAGGCUGUCCUGUUGCAUGUCCAGAUGCCAGAUGAAUGUUUCUGAAGAAAAUAAACUGUGUUGAGUGAAUAUGAGUGAUGCAGCCUUUCAAAACACAAAAUGAAUAUAAACAUGCUGUAUAUUGCUUAAUGUGUGCAACCACGUACAAAGUUGUGCAUUUUAAAUUUGUUAUUACAUUCUCAACUGAUUUACAAUUUAGAUUUUAAAUUUGUCAUUACAGACUCAACUGAUUUACAUAACUAGAUGAAAUGGAUAAUGCUUUAUAGAAGUGCGUUUGUCGAUUUGGUAACGCAUGGGAUUCCUGCUGUUAGUACUUUCAUAGCAAUAAGAAUCAAAAAGGUACUUGUGCAAGUGCCUUGGCAAAGAGGUGGGUUUUACUGAAACUGGAAUUAAUGUUUUAAAUCACUGUUUAGGUAUGAGAGUGACUAUGUUGUUGUCUCUUAAGAAAUUCAUACGUCCUUCUCAAUGAACACAACUGUUCAUUCUUGUUUAUAAGAAGCCUGUGAAAUACAUUUGUAAAUAUACUGUCUCUUUAAAUAGCUUAUUUUUUACUUGAUUUAUCCUUAGCAAAUAUUUAGUAAGAUGAAGUUGCCCUAUUCCCAGUUGUCAAACAGUAAUGUUAAUAAGUUUAAUUAAACGUAGAAUAAUGUUAUAUGGUAACAUUAAACCAUUGUCUUUUACUUUACAUAUAUUUAAUGCCUAGGAAUGCUUUAAAAAGUUGGUAGUUUUAACAGUCUGAUCAUUCUGCAGUAAGAAUAUCAUGUAGUACUUAAAAUUUUGAAUUUUGUAGAAAAUAUUAAAGUAUAGUGCCAUAGGUAAAUGUUUUCCUUUAAAUUACACUGAAAGGUUAUGGAAUUAAAACAAGCAUUCAACUUUUAAUUGAUAUUGCUGCUGUAAAAGACUACUGUAUAAUUUUGUUGAAAUAGGGUGUAUGUGUAUAUAAAAUGUUGCAGAGGUAUUGUAUUGAACUAUCUGUACUACACAUGCCCUGAAGCAGUUGUUCUGCUCUUUGGGGUAACUUUUGCUGUAGAAGGGAUACUUCAAAUAAAAGUUAUUAAAUUCA
Molecule: messenger RNA, 2488 nt
Organism: Callorhinchus milii (elephant shark)
Lineage: Eukaryota; Metazoa; Chordata; Chondrichthyes; Chimaeriformes; Callorhinchidae
Product: E3 ubiquitin-protein ligase RNF149
Exons: 8
Coding region: 210-1460 (416 amino acids)
Source: RefSeq, a predicted model, not a curated record